AUGAUGGAGGUAAGUGUUUUUAUUGUAAUUGACGUUCUUAAGCCUGUUCAACGUCAUUCUGUGCACACGCUUGUGUUUCGGUCCCUAAAACGGACACAUGAUAUGUUCGAAUCCGAUCAGGCUCGGCUGCCUGAAAUCGACGAGGCUAGCCUGUUGCAAAAAGACAGGCGCAACCAAGUAUCAAUUAUUUAUUUUGUAAUGUAUUUUAAGGUCUGCAGCCACCCUCUUCUGAUGAAAUUGUGCCCUUUGAAAAACAGGAAGAAACAAAGUGAUAUUUUAAAAUUUUGUGACUUGUUUUUUAGUAACUCAUUUUCAAAUACUGAUUCACAUAUUGUCCAAGUUGGCAAUGAAAAAUUGUUGUUGCCCAAAAAGGCGCCCACCAUGCCAAAACCAACGUGGCAUCCACCUUGGAAACUGGCGAGGGUGAUCAGUGGACAUUCCGGCUGGGUCCGUUGCAUUUCAUUUGACCCUACCAAUGAGUUUUUCGCCACCGGUGCCGCAGACAGGAUGAUUAAGAUUUGGGAUUUCGCCAGUGGUUACCUCAAGCUCACUCUUACUGGCCAUAUCAGCGCGGUUCGUGGCGUUGUAAUCAGCCCUCGGCAGCCCUACCUCUUUUCAUGUGGCGAAGACAAAACCGUGAAGUGUUGGGAUCUCGAACAAAACAAGGUGAUCCGGCACUACCACGGGCACAUGUCGGCAGUCUAUGAUAUUGACUUGCACCCGACUCUCGAUGUAUUAGUCACGUGUGGCAGAGACGCCACCGCCCGUGUCUGGGACAUGCGUACCAAGGUGAACAUCCAUACGUUAACUGGUCAUUCCAAUACAGUAUCAUCGGUCCGUUGUCAAGAAUCCGAUCCACAAGUUAUCACAGCAUCACACGAUGCUACUGUUCGCCUUUGGGAUCUGGCUGCUGGAAAAACGAUGGUUUGCCUUACAAACCACAAAAAGAGCGUUCGCGCUAUCGCAAUUCAUCCAACACAAAACGCGUUUAUAUCCGCCUCUCCUGAUAAUAUUAAGCAAUGGAAAUUACCAACAGGAACCUUCUUACAGAACUUAUCAGGCCACAAAGCCCUUGUCAACGCACUCGCAGUUAACAUGGAUGGUGUGGUUGUCAGCGGGGGCGAUAACGGAAGUAUGCACUUCUGGGACUGGCGUUCUGGCUACAACUUCCAGAAAAUUAGUUCAAUUGCUCAACCAGGUAGUAUAAAUUCAGAGGCGGGCAUCUUCGCGCUGGCUUUUGAUCGCAGUGGGUCUCGUCUUGUCACCGCAGAGGCGGACAAAACCAUCAAAAUAUAUAAAGAAGACGAAAACGCGACUGAAGAAACGCAUCCAACAAACUGGCGGCCGGGACUAUUGCGAAAAGCCAAGUAUUAA
This is a messenger RNA of Mesocestoides corti, 1374 nucleotides long. The record is from the annotation of a GenBank genome assembly. NCBI's taxonomy places the organism in Eukaryota, Metazoa, Platyhelminthes, Cestoda, Cyclophyllidea, Mesocestoididae.